This is a messenger RNA of Paramuricea clavata, 7388 nucleotides long. The record is from the annotation of a GenBank genome assembly. NCBI's taxonomy places the organism in Eukaryota, Metazoa, Cnidaria, Anthozoa, Malacalcyonacea, Plexauridae.
GAUGCCAAAGACAACUCAGUUCGACAUACUCGCACAUUUUCUAUUGAUGGCAGUCGACCUGUGCUGAAAUUAAUUCCUGCAAUGAUUUUACUAACUGACGGGCAGACUCUGGUAAGUAUAGGGCUUGCAUAUAGGUAUACCGAAAACAGGCGUACUUUUGAGCCACAAACACUGGCUAUACGGGAUGGCGAAAACAGGUGUACUUCAUAUAGCCACAAACCUUGGCUAUAAGGUAUGUCGAAAACAGGCGUACUUUGUAGCCACAAACCGUGGCUGUAAGGUAUGCCGAAAACAGGCGUACUUUAUAUAGCCACAAACCCUGACUAUAAGAUAUACCGAAAACAGGCGUACUUUAUAUAGCCACAAACCCUGGCUAUAAGGUAUACCGAAAACAGACAUACUUUAUAGGUAUGCCGGAAACAUUGGUAUGCCGAAAGCAAGGUAUGUCGAAAACAGGCGUACUUUAUAUAGCCACAAACCCUGACUAUAAGAUAUAACGAAAACAGGCGUACUUUAUAUAGCCACAAACCCUGGCUAUAAGGUAUACCGAAAACAGGCAUACUUUAUUUAGCCACAAACCAUGGUUAUAAGGUAUGCCGAAAACAGGCGUACUUCAUAUAGCCAUAAAGCCUGGCUAUAAGGAUGCCGAAAACAGGCGUACUUCAUAUAGCCACGUACCCUGGCUAUAAGGUAUGCCGAAAACAGGCGUACUUUAUAGCCCCAAACUGUGGCUGGAAGGUAUACCGAAAACAGGCAUGCUGUGUAGCCACAACCCUUUCCAUAAAGUAUGCCGAGACAGGCCUACUUCAUAGCCAGAAACCCUGGUUGUAAGGUAUACCCGGCGUACUUUAUAGCCAUUUUUUCUGGGAACAUGUUUAAGGCUGAAAAUUUUCUGCAAAAGGUUACAAUACGUACAGUGUAGAGGAAAAUACCAAGAUUUAUCGUUUGUGACUAUCUUAUAGCGUCCUCGUUUGAAGCAAUAUGUAAGGCAUACAAGAUAAGCCAUGAAUAUUUUUGUUCCACUGUAAUUUAAGGAUCGAGUUAGUAGAUUAAUUAGGCAUUAAAUCAUUUCAAUAAUCAGGUAUUUAGGAGUUUAGAUAUUCAAUCAGUGUAAUUUUCAGAAUUAGCUAUAUCGAACAUAAAAAUACAUGUCUGUGAAAAUUUCUGCAAAAAUAUCCAAAAAGGAUCUACAUGCAUACAGGAGUGUUUUAUCAGCACUUUUAAAAAUAAACGCUGUCUAAACGUUGUCUUUAUGUAAAUUGACAGUCUUUUUAUCACAAAACCACCGACACAGUAGCGAUUUCCUUUGUCUUUUCCUUAUGAAUUAUUAAUGAGUUUUUAAUUUUUGUUAUAUUUUUAUUUUGUUGUCACGUUAUAAGCUGCAUAAACGCUCUCUUUGUUUUUCAGGGUCGUGUAUUAUACUUUGUUUCUUUCUUGUUCAUCGUGUGUGGACCGGCUUUCGUUAAAUACUUCCUCUUGGACAAAACAACAGGUUGAUAUAUCGUCAUUAAACGCUACCUAAACGACUGGCUCUCCUAUAGCAGUGCCACCACUAAGGGAGGGCGAGGGGGCAACCCCCUCCAAAAAAGUCAUGAUACUGAACGGAUAUGCCCUUUUGUACUUGGUUUGGGCAAUGGUAUACUAGUAUAUACUAUUAUAAAUACUAAUAGUUGCUCGAUUUACUAAAUAACAGCUCCAAAUUAUGUAAACCCAGUUAUCUAGCCGAGAGUAAAUGGAUACGCCUUCAUAGACUAAGAACUCGAAUCGAAGAUUGCCAACCUCCACAAAAAUAAAAUAUUUUUUGUAUUCAUCACAUGACAGUUCUACGUGCUCUCAUUAUUCCCAAUGGUCUGAAAGAACUCGCCAAAACCAAUGAUGUAUUUUACCCAUUGUUUUUACAUGGACUUUACACUGCUAUCGGUAUGUAAAAAAAAUAACUUUUUACUUCUGUUUUCUUUAUGGUUGUCCGUGCAAUCCCUCAUAAUUUUCAUAGACAACACAAAAAUGUCACUAAUGUUAUUUUUAUUACGAGGCAAUAUAUUAAGUUCUUUGUAGGUUUGCAUGGCGGUAAAACGUAUAAUAUUAUUGUUUGUGGAAACACCACGUAAAAAAAUAAUAAAUGCAGUUAAUAAAUUUACGUGGUGUUUCCACAAACAAUAAUAUUAUAGGCAAUAUAUUUUUUUCAAUGUUGGCGUAUUUGCGAUGAAAAGUGUUCGAAACCUGAAAUCUUUUUGGCGUUCCUCUCAAAAUUACUUCGUUUUAGCUUUAUUUCGUAGUUUACACAGUUAGCAACUUUUUUCCAAUCUAUCUGGCGGUUGAGAAACACAAAAUAGUUAAAUAUUGUCAAUUGAAAUACAAUUAUCAUUGAUGCUGUGAAAUUGACGCCAUAACUGCAAUACUAGAAAAGCUUUACUGAACUUCAGAUAUCAUUUUCUCUUUGGCGUACCAUCUAAAAUCUCUUCAUUUUAGCAUAGUUUUUCAGAUAAAGCUCCAAACAUGCUUUUUAAGUUUGUUUGCCGCUGGUGAAACAUGUCAAAAAUUUAAAAAUUUGAAUAUUGUCAUAACCAAGUCGAAAAGUAUAUUCAGUUUUGAGCGCGUGUUACGUAACAUACAAUUGUAACUGUUCUUUGGAAUUUGAAAAGAUAAUUUUAUUUUAUUUCUUCGUUAGGUCCUUGGCUAGUUGCUGAACUUACUACAGGUCAUAUUGGUGUGGUAUUUUUACACGGUCUAUAUCUGAAAGGAAAAUGGAUCCCUGAGCCCACGGUUUAUGCGUAUGGUUUAUUUCAGGUCAGUUAACAAGGAAGUACUUUAUGUAGCCGUACGUAAGUACAGUUGUUUCAUUGUGGUCAAAUAACUUAAUUGGCCGACAACAUACUGAUACCAAAAACAUGCACUUAAUUAUCUUGAAAUUGCUAAAGUAGUUUACGUUUUAGUUUCAUUUUAAGGUUUGGAAUAGAGUCGCAUAGUUUUAAAUCAGUGUGAAUAGCCUAUUAUUCCAGAGUGAGAGGUCUAUAAUAGACAGUUAUUUGACCAGCAGCAGUUUUAAAUAGAGGAACAUCCAAUUCGUUACCAUUUAUUGUAUUCCGGCAACUCACUUCAUCUCUGGUUUUGAACUGAGACGAUAGGCAGAUCGGUGCACAAUUGUUCAUACGUUUGAAAGCCAUGCAAUAGAGCAUUUCGAUAAUAUAGAUACGAUUUCACGUGCAGGAAACCAGCAUAGUUUCUUUAGAAUUGUGGUCGAGUUUUCUUGAAUUGCUUACUACUCUUGCUGCGAAAUUCUGAACUCUUUGAAAUCUGGAUAGAGGAAGUAUUUGACCAAAGAGAAGAACAGUAAUAUUGCUUGAUGAAAACUAAGGCAUUAUCACAGUUAUUAGUAGGUUUUUGCAUGCAGUAAACUUAUGCUUGGCUCGGUUUAUCUAACAUAGACAUGACUUGCAGGAUGAUACUGUAGAAAGGAUAUGAUUGUCAAAGGAGGGCAUUGAGUCAGACCUAACUAAUCCUAGAUCUUUGACUGUUUCAGCAGGUUUAAGUUCUUUACUAAGUUGUGAGAGUCUAAAUUCAUGCUAACAUUUGAUGGCUAAAUAAAGGUGCUUAAUAGAUGGCUAAAUAAAGGGGCUUAAAUAAGGGUUUACGAUACCAGAAUUUCUGAUGUUGAUAUUUACAAUUUCUGUUACAGAAUUUAUUAUUUCAAUUACCUUCAACUGUGUAUCUCGCGUCAUACUUGGGUCAGAAGAAAUCAGAAACUACUUCAUACAGUAAUGGCGUCUCAAAGUCUAACCAUGCUUUGAAAGACGAGCACAAAUGGGGAAUAUGCUGGCGUAUUUGCAUGAAUUUUAUGUUACUUAUUACGUUUAUACUGCAACUGUAUGGCAGCUUAUCGUUUUGGCAAGCCUAUGGGUUUAUGGCAUUCGUUUUCUCGCCAGUAAAAACGUGGUCGCUUUUCCUAUUGAUUUUCUUGGUAAGAAAAGUGAGGAAAAUCGUCGCAUCGUAACAACGAGAGAGGCAGACCACGCAAUAAACGUCUGCUCUCGAUUAUCUUUUUUGUGUUUUUGGACAAUCGAUUAUUCUUAAACGAUAAUCGAAUCAACAAAACAGCCGUGCAUAGCGUGAUCAGUGGACUCUAUAUAUAUCUGGAGCUUGAACUUUGUCAUUCGGCGUAUGAGAAAACUGAAGCCAAGAUGGCGGCCCGUUGACGCCCAAUAGCUCCGAAGGUCAUAAACAGUUUUUAUACCAUUUUACCCAGCUAAAUCCAGUUUUUUUCUAACGGACCCUAUCGCCAAUCAAGUUUUCAGUUCAUAAAAUCAUAAUAUUAGUCUUUGGAUCGUAGUCAAAAUACGAGAUUUCGGCAUACUCCUUGCCACGAUGGCGGGAUUUGAAGAGCUAUAGCAUGUCAGUUCCAGUCCUUUUCUAUUGUUUUUGUUUGCGCGGUUAACACGAAGCUGGCUUCACUUUUUGGACACGAGCUCUCGCUCCAGAUAUAUAUAUAUAUAUAUAUAUAUAUAUAUAUAUAUAUAUAUAUAUAUAUAUAUAUAUAUAUAUAUAUAUAUAUAUAUAUAUAUAUAUAUAUAAUAACUCAUUGAGCGUGAUACUUGCCAGGAAAGCUUACUCAGGGGUUGAAAUGACAGGUCGCCAAUUGCGAUCACAUUUUUCGUUUGGCGACCAGAUUUUUGCCAGAUUGUAGAAAAAUUAAAACGAUAAAGUAAUUCUAAAGCCUUAAAAUAUCUCAAGGAUUUCGUUUUGGUCUUGCAUAUAAUUAUACUUGCAAAUUUUGCUGCGAUUUAAGCCUGGUUCACACUGGUAGUACGAAUCGGGGAUUGCCAUUGUCUGUGGUUAUUGGUGUGUAAAAUACUUUGUCUGUCGGAAAAGAAUACAAUAGAUCACCGAUAAAUUACGACCAGUGUGAACCAGGCUUUAAGGUGCGAUUUUCUUCUUCCGAUUGAUGUGAUCGAGUGGAUGAGUUAUGAUUGUAUAGAUGAGGGUACAUAUACUUAGAACAUUCAUAACUCAUCUACUCGUUCACAUACAUCAGAAGGAGAAAAUCGCAUUUGAAAUCGCAGCAAAAUUUGCAAGUGUAAACGUGCCUUUAAAUAACUGAACAAGAAGAUUUCGUAACACAAAAUUCAAUUACCAAAAUAUGUGUAACUAUUUAUGCGUUGUUCUCAAACUCAAUCUCUAAUGAAAACAGAAAUAAAUUAAAUCACGACUGAGAGUACUGCGGAAUAAUUCGUUCUUCACGAAUUUACGAUUCUUCACGAUCUGAUAUUCAAUAUGGCGACCAGAUCUUACUCCCUGGUGAAUGAACACUUGGGCGACUAUUUUUUUUUUACUUUCAACCCUUGAGCUUGCUUUCCUGCAUGGUUGAAAAAAUUACCAUGUUUUUUUUUAAAUUUCUGCUACCACUACACUCUCAUUGGAUAUCAGACAAAAAUUUGAACACAUGUUUCUUCUUGGAAGCGAAAUUACAAACUGUGGACGUAUCCAGAUUUAUUCAAUACGAUUAAUGGUUUUAAUCAAUAGGGCAAUUGCUAGACAGUAUACUUCAAAAUAAGGUUUCCAUUUUUAUAUCAAUUUUUAAAAUAAUUAAAAUAAGUUAAGGUUAGGUUAGGGUUUAGGUUAGGGUUAGGUUGGGGUUGGGGUGAGGGUUAGUAUUAGUUUUUUCUACGUUAUAAAAACGGAAACCUUAUUUUGAAGUAUACUAUCUAGCGAUCACCUAAUCAAUAGAGCGUUCGCACAUGACAUCAUAGCCGCCAUGUUGGUGUUCCAAUUCAAAAAUGAACAAAAGCCAUCGUGGCCAUGUUGGUGUUCCAGACAUAUGAGUCUAAUUAAAAUUCUUUUGAAUUGGAACAUCAACAUGGCGGCCGUGACGUCAUGUGCAAACGCUCUACUGUUGGUAACGAUUAAUCGAUUACGAUAUUGAACCGAUGGGAGCAGAUCAACCUAUGGGGUGUAUAACUGCACACUUCGAAAAUGUCCGCUAAACUGUAAAUUGCGCAAAAUUUGUGAACACUUUAUGCAACCGUGGAUAUGGUUUGGGGUCUGCUACUAUCUUUACGACUAAAAUUACUUUGAAAAGUGCAUUUUCGAGUGCACGAGGGUUGUUUUAAAAAACCACUUUAAAUAUGGCUCAUAAAUAUCUUCACAAGUCCAAGGUCAUGUUUCCGAAAUUUAGAAGCAUUACUGUGAUUGGUUGUUUUCAGGAAAGGAAUGUUGUGCUCGAGUGAGUCGCUCGUGGGGAGAAACCUCGGCACAAAGACUGGCUGCGAGGUAGACUAAAAAAUGGAAAGCUUACAACGCAAAUUUGAAUUCAUAGCGUGAAAAUUUGGGAGGUGGUUUAUGAAAUAUCAAAGUGCCAUGCAGUCAGCCUGAUGCACAAUAAGUUGAACUUUUUGCCGUAUUAACCGUUCACGCAUAAUUUAUUAAAGGCAUGAUUGAUUUUAUGCAUGAUGGAUUUCUUACAUACUCUUUGCGAAACGUUUAAUCAUUGCGUGAAAGGCCACUAUGGCAAAAGUGUCCAAGUUUUAGAGGUCGCUCGUUGGACGUGAUAUGUACAUCAAAUUGUCUGGUACUUUGAUAGUUCAUAAAACACCUUCAAAAUGUUCACCCUAGGAAUUAAGUGUUUUGAAUAGCUUCAAACAAAACUACAACAGAUGCCGUCUUAUUACUAUUCUUUAUAAAAACGUUCAUCCUAUAAUUAGUAUUCUUUAUAUAAAGAAUACUAAUUAGGAGUGUUUUAUCAGGUUUUAAAGCCACUGCACGUGACAUAUUGUGGUUGACAUGAUUUGCCAAUAAGUUUAUGAAUUAUUAAUGAGUGUUUGAAGUGUUUUUAAAACAACCCUCGUGCAUUUGAAAAUAAUUUUAGUGGUAUAAAGAUACUAGCAGAUCACAAACUACCCAUGCGUGCAUAAAGUUUUCACAAAAUCAAUUUUGCGAAUAUCAUUCCAACUGUGAAUUUUCUUUGUACAUCCUGUAUUCUUCACUUGCAAUGAUGUGGGCGAUGGCCAUGUUGGUCCCUUUUCAACAUCACACAAGCAUCUUAUUCACCUGAGUAAUUACACCAGCACAGCAGAUUUCAAAGGAAUCUCAUUAACAUAUUUUGAAUUUGGCACCAACAUGGCCACCGUGCCAUUGUCUUCUCAUCUCAAGGGAUUGAUUGCAAGUCAAGAAUAUGACAUGCUAUGAUCAAGUGUGCAUUUUGUGCAUGUAUUGUUUUUACUGCAAUUUUAAGUACUGGACUGCAAUUUUAAGUAUUUAUUAUAUUUACUAUUAUAAAUUAACUCCUGAGAUAUGGUUGGUAACUAUUCUUUAAAAAUUCAAUUGUGUUUCAGAUAGUAUAUUGGAUUCAAAUUAUAGGUGAAUAAAUUGGAAAAAUAAAAUUUAAAAUAUUUGGG